AUGUUCCGAAGUGUAUUAAACAAAUUUUAUUAUAAUAACUUAUCGUGUGGAUUACACACUACAGCAUGUUUGAACGAAGUGCAACUGUUGACACGGCUAAGGGUUGUGGAUAAUUCAGAAAUUGGCAAACGAGCCAUGGCAGAAGGAAAACCACCGAAAGUUAUUUGCGUCUACAACAAAAAGCGAAUUGGUUAUAUUGGAGAUAGAGUACUUGUGGCAAUUAAAGGACAGAAGAAAAAGGGUAUUCUUGUGGGAUUGAAGCAGAUUCAAAAUGUUAAAGUACCCAAAUUUGAUAGUAACAAUGUGGUACUAAUAGAUGACAAUGGAACACCAUUAGGCACUCGCAUCCAUGUUCCCAUACCCACUAUCCUGCGCACCAUUCUCAAGGAAAGGACUCAUGCUAAAGGAGCUGACUAUACCAAGCUGCUGUCAAUAGCAACCAAAUUUGUUUAG
Parnassius mnemosyne (clouded apollo) is the source of this 453-nucleotide messenger RNA. The record is from the annotation of a GenBank genome assembly. NCBI's taxonomy places the organism in Eukaryota, Metazoa, Arthropoda, Insecta, Lepidoptera, Papilionidae.